CCCCUCUGCCCUUUUUGGUCUUUUCUCCUCCAAUCUCUAUUCGACGGCUCCCAUCCUUCCACGUCACCACCGUCUUCUUCAUCCCCUUCCCUCCCCUUGCCCUCUAUCUCCUUCCUAUUUUAUUUAAUCCCCUUUAGGGUUUCCCAGAUUUAACCAAUUUCUUAUUUUUUUCGCUCUCCGUAUUUUUUUUUUCAAAUUAAGAAGAAGAAGAAGAAGAAAUCUCCAAAUCUUCAAUUCCUCGACUCUCUCAAUUUCGACGCAGAUUCUUCUUUCCUUCGAAUGAGGGUUUUGAUGAAUUGGCUUUAUUCGGAAACGGUGAAAAUAGUGUUUUGAAAAUUUGAUAGAAUUGAGGAAUUAGAUUUUAUUUUGUUUGUUUUCGGUGUUUUAUGUUAUGAUGGCGAUUGAGAAGAAUAACUUUAAAGUUUCACGAUUUGAUUCGGAGUUUUCGCCGGGUAGUCGAGAGACGACUAUGUCGAGUGACGAGGAUGAACUUCAACGUAGAAGCCCCGCCGUUGAUUCUGAUGAUGAUGAUGAAUUUGAUGAUGCUGAUUCUGGGGCAGGUUCAGAUGACUUUGAUUUGUUGGAAUUAGGUGAAACCAGGGCUGAAUUUUGCAAAGUUGGGAACUUGACUUGCUCUGUUCCUUUCGAGUUAUAUGAUCUUCCUGGAUUGGAAGAUAUUUUAUCUCUUGAUGUGUGGAAUGAGUGUUUAAGUGAUGAAGAAAGGUUUAGCCUUUCUAAGUUUUUGCCUGAUAUGGAUCAGGACACAUUUAUGCGAACUUUGUAUGACCUUCUUAAGGGUAAUAAUUUUCAUUUUGGGAGUCCCAUUAAGAUGUUGUUUGAUAUGUUGAAAGGAGGGCUUUGUGAGCCGAGGGUUGCACUUUAUCGGGAUGGUUUGAAUUUCUUUCAGAAGCGGCAGCAUUACCAUCAUUUGAGGAAGCAUCAGAAUGGUAUGGUGGUUAAUCUUUGUCAAAUAAGGGAUGCUUGGCUUAAUUGUAGGGGAUACAGUAUUGAGGAGCGGCUUCGUGUUUUGAAUAUUAUGAGAAGUCAAAAGAGUUUGAUGCAUGAGAAAAUGGAAGAUGAGGAUUCUGAAUCUUCCGAAAGAGAUGAUUUGGAUGAUGGGUCGUGGAGAAAAAGGGUUAAGGAGCGGAAAGCUUUGCAGAAAAUGGGUCGUCACUCUGGCUAUGGGGUUGAUCCAAGUUUAGAAUUCAUUUCACGAGCACAGCCGAUGGCUUUGGAACCAGCAAAGUACAGGAAGCAGAAUCCGAAAGGUAUACUGAAAACAGGUGGGUCAAAAUUACCUUCUGCAAAAGAGUUUGGCAGCCACUUUUACCCUGGUUUAGAUAUGAAUUCUGAGCUAUAUGGUUUGGCAGGAACUCUUCCUCGACAAAAAUAUGAGUCAGGGGCAGCACUCAGGGCAAGGGAUCGGAUGAGGUUAGAUGAUGAUGCUGAAGACCCAAUGUUUGGAAUGGGUUUUCAACGAGACCGAAAUGCUGUGCGUGAUAGCAUCAUUAAUAAAUCAGGUUCAUUGAGAGCAGGGAAGAAGUAUGACCUUUUAAGAGGGGAAGAAUUAGCUGGUGAUAGUUUCAUGGCUUUGCCUCUGUCUUCAAAGAAUGAUUUGCAGGCCUAUGGUAGGAAAAGGAAUGUAAAUCAGUUGUCAGAGGCAAAAGUAUAUUCUACAAAGCCGCCUAACAUGAGAGCAUCCUAUGAUUUUGCCAAAAAGUCCAAAUAUGCUGAAAACCAUCAGCAAUUUGCAGUUGGAGAUCAGAUAAAGUCUAUGAAAGGCCGAACUCCACCACUGCCAUCGAAAGGGAGUCGAGUUGACUUAUCAGAACGUGCUGAACUGUUUUGGCAAAAUAAGAACCAAGGAGAAGAUAUCUCUGUGGAUUUGUCUGUUAGAUCUGAUGAUUGGAAUAUUAGGAGCAAGAAGUGGAAAACAGGCCGAGAGUCUCCUGAUCUCAGUUUUAAAUCAUAUAAAGCAUCCUUACCACAGAUGAAUGACCGAUACUUGCAUUCAGAUGGUAGAAUGAAACAAUCACAGGAGAAGAUCAGAGGGAACUAUGUGCAAAAUGGGGGACCACUUAUGGCUGCUUCGAAAGGUAGUAGAGCGUUCAUUAAAAAUGAUGAAACAGAAUCUGAUUCAUCUGAGCAAUUCGAUGAUGACGAGGAUAGCAAUCCUUUAAUGAGAAGCAAGUUCGCAUACCCUAGUGGUGUCAUAGAAGGAUCUAGGUUGUCCUCAUUGAAGUCUGGCCUAGAUUCUAGAAAGACCAAAUCUUUGAAGAAAGAUACUAUGGAGGAUGCAUGGGCUGUUGAUGGAAACGCACGCUUCUCCAGAAAGAGCAUUGGGGAAAAUGUGCAUGUGCCAGGAGUAGAAAGCUACUAUUUGAAAGGAAAACAGAAGGGUAAGAUGCAUGAACGUAGUCCCUUGCAUAACUCUUCUUCAAGAGUUUUGGACGAGGUUGAUAGGAAACAAGUUUACAAGUUGCGCAAGAACGGCCAGUUACGAGGGGAACCUGGUGAUAGGUUACACAUGUCCUCAUCGAGGGCCUAUCCUGCUGAGAAAAGGCAGAAAGGUGAAGUUGCCUAUGAUCAUUCUAUGUCUCAGUCAAAUUAUCUGAAUAAUUAUCUUGUUGAUGAGGAGGAUGCUUCACCAGUGACACUAUCACAUGUAGAAGAGAUUAACUUGGGUAGAACUAGGAAGAAAGGCCAGAGCAUUGAAGCUUAUGAUCGUCGUGAAAACUCUGAAGCUUCAUUGCUAGGGUGCAACACUGUGACAAAGAAGAGGAAAGGGAAGGAGUAUGUGGCAGAUGUUGAUAGAACAGAUGAAGAUGGUAACCUGCAGUCUAACCUUCAGCAGCAAACUGAUGAUUCUCCUUUCUUGAAGAAAAAGGGAAAACGGAAAGUGGAGGUUGAUGCUGGUACUUCAGAUAUGGAAGUUUCUGAGCUGCAUGCUGCAGAAAUGGGAGCCACAGAUGUUGAGAUGGAAACCAAACCACAGAAAAAGCCAUUUACUUUGAUUACCCCGACAGUUCAUACUGGUUUCUCAUUCUCAAUUAUACAUCUUCUUUCUGCUGUUCGCAUGGCAAUGAUUACUCCACUUCCAGAAGAUUCCUUAGAGGUUGGUAAACCUAGAGAGGAGCAGAGUGGAAAGCAAGAAGGUAGUAUGAAUGGGGUUCUCUCUCGUGACAAUGCAGUUACUAAUAAUUUGGACCAUCCUGUGCAAACAAGUGUGCCUUCUCUUACUGUUCAUGAGAUUGUUAACCGUGUAACAGUGAAUCCUGGAGAUCCAUGUAUCCUUGAGACACAAGAACCACUUCAAGAUUUAGUUAGGGGAGUUCUGAAAAUUUUCUCAUCAAAAACAGCACCUUUGGGAGCAAAAGGUUGGAAAGCACUUGUUGCCUAUGAAAAGUCCACAAAAAGUUGGUCUUGGGUUGGUCCUGUUACACAUAGCUCAAAUGAUCAUGAGACUAUUGAGGAGGUGACGUCCCCUGAAGCCUGGGGUCUCCCUCAUAAAAUGCUUGUCAAAUUGGUUGAUUCAUUUGCUAAUUGGCUAAAAAAUGGUCAAGAGACUCUCCAACAAAUAGGGAGUCUUCCUGCACCACCACUGGAACUGAUGCAGGUCAAUUUAGAUGAGAAAGAAAGGUUCAGAGACCUAAGAGCUCAGAAGAGCCUUAACACCAUUAGCUCAAGUUCUGAAGAAGUGAGAGCUUAUUUCCGUAGGGAGGAGCUUCUUAGGUAUUCUAUUCCUGACAGGGCCUUCUCUUACACAGCUGCUGAUGGUAAAAAAUCAAUAGUUGCUCCCUUGAGAAGGUGUGGAGGUAAGCCAACUUCAAAGGCUCGAGACCAUUUUAUGCUGAAACGUGAUCGGCCACCACAUGUUACGAUUCUUUGUCUUGUGAGAGAUGCUGCUGCCAGAUUGCCUGGAAGUAUUGGCACCCGUGCAGAUGUUUGUACUUUGAUAAGAGACUCUCAAUACAUUGUUGAAGAUGUUUCUGAUGCACAAGUUAACCAGGUUGUUAGCGGGGCCUUAGACCGUUUGCAUUAUGAACGUGAUCCUUGUGUACAAUUCGAUGGAGAGAGGAAAUUGUGGGUUUAUUUACAUAGAGAAAGAGAAGAAGAAGAUUUUGAGGAUGAUGGUACUUCAUCCACUAAGAAGUGGAAGAGGCAGAAAAAAGAUCCCACAGAGCAAUCUGAUCAAGGAGCUGUAACUGUGGCUUUCCAUGGGACUGGGGAUCAGUCAGGAUUUGAUUUGGGCUCUGAUCUCAAUGUUGAACCGUCAUGUGUUGAUGAUGAUAAAAAAAUGGAGACAGACUGUCAUGAUAGACAAAAUGGGGAGGAUAAUGCUGACACCAGUCAUGGGUCUGAGCAAGGUAACACUCAGCAGGGUCAUCCAAUGACGUGGGAGCCUCUUGACCUAAAUCCUGUGCAAGAGAGCAAAUUGCUAUGUCAAGAAAAUUCCACUAAUGAAGAUUUUGAUGAUGAAACUUUUGGGAGAGAAAGAGCAGUUGGACUCCUGAGGGCAAGCAUAUUAUGAUCAAACAUUUCAGGUUAAAGUCCACCUAGGGUAGGAAGGCAGGGUUCUCAUUUCCCUAUCCAAGGUGUGUGUUAUAGGUUGGACGGUUACAUUUGUAUAGUGAGUCUAGCACAAAAUGUUAGGUUAGAAUGUGAUCUUCUAAUGGUCCCCCAAGAAUGUGUUUUAGAACAGGUGGAUAACUUGAUGAUUCUGCAUCCCAUAAAUAUUUUUUGAUUUCAUAUUUUUAUAAUUUCCAAGUAUAGUUCCCAUAUGUUCACUGAGCUUAUAAAAACACGAGCAUUCGUCUUUGUAACACGUGCCCCCAUAAAAUGCCUAUGCCCUUCUGUGCAUAAGAUUUUAGA
Messenger RNA from Theobroma cacao (cacao), 4872 nucleotides. Its product is annotated as nuclear factor kappa-B-binding-like protein. The record is from RefSeq and is a predicted model, not a curated record. NCBI's taxonomy places the organism in Eukaryota, Viridiplantae, Streptophyta, Magnoliopsida, Malvales, Malvaceae. Gene Ontology annotation, cellular component: Ino80 complex.